Malania oleifera is the source of this 5565-nucleotide messenger RNA. RefSeq names its product myosin-17-like. Gene Ontology annotation, molecular function: microfilament motor activity; ATP binding; actin filament binding. Gene Ontology annotation, cellular component: cytoplasm; vesicle; myosin complex. The coding region runs from base 459 to 5051 and encodes 1530 amino acids. The transcript has 39 exons. The record is from RefSeq and is a predicted model, not a curated record. Gene Ontology annotation, biological process: actin filament organization; vesicle transport along actin filament. NCBI's taxonomy places the organism in Eukaryota, Viridiplantae, Streptophyta, Magnoliopsida, Santalales, Ximeniaceae.
GUCUUUUUGAGUUUUCGGAAGCGCUUAGAAGAGAGAGAAAGGGAGGAGAGAGAAAGGGAGAGAGCUGAGUGUGGGUGCACACCGUCCAUGUCCCCACUGCCCACAGCUGACCAGAAAAGCCUAGAGAGAGAAAGUCUCAGGCCUUUAGAGAGAGAAACAAAAGCUUAGAGAGAGAGAGAGAGAGAGAGAGAGAGAGAGAUUGUUGGUAUAUAAGCUCAAAAGGUUCAUUAGGAGAGAGAGAGAGAGAGAGAGGGAGGCAAGGGGAGAUAGAAGCUGAGACAUUGUUCAAGCCCUUUGCUUGCCGAUCGCCUCAAUCGAUUGCGGAAUAUUCUGAAAUCGUUUGAUGUUUGGAGUCUCGUCUGAUCUGUAGACACUGAGGUUAAUCUAGUGGCGGUGUUCUGUUCAUCAGGUGCGGCGUCGGAUGAGUUGAAGAUCAGGAUCGUCUUCAAUUGUCAUCCAUGGCUGCACCUAUUAAUAUAGUUGUAGGUUCUCAUGUAUGGGUUGAAGACCCAGGGGUGGCGUGGAUUGAUGGAGAAGUUACUCAGAUCAGUGGUCAUGAGGCUCAUGUUCAUACUGCAAAUGGGAAAACAAUGGUUGCAAAUAUAUCCAAACUAUUUCCAAAGGAUACUGAAGCUCCACCUGGUGGCGUUGAUGACAUGACAAAACUUUCAUAUUUGCAUGAACCUGGAGUUUUGCAGAACUUGGCCACUAGAUAUGAACUCAACGAAAUAUACACGUACACUGGCAAUAUUCUGAUUGCAGUUAAUCCAUUUCAAAGACUACCUCAUCUCUAUGAUACGCACAUGAUGGAACAAUAUAAAGGAGCAGCUUUUGGAGAGUUAAGUCCUCAUGUUUUUGCAGUUGCAGAUGUUGCAUACAGGGCAAUGAUUAAUGAAGGAAAGAGCAAUUCAAUUCUGGUUAGUGGGGAAAGUGGUGCUGGUAAAACUGAGACAACAAAGAUGCUUAUGAGGUAUCUUGCAUACUUGGGUGGGCGAGCUGGAGUUGAGGGAAGAACAGUGGAACAGCAAGUUCUGGAGUCGAAUCCAGUUCUUGAAGCAUUUGGCAAUGCUAAAACUGUCAGGAACAACAACUCAAGUCGUUUUGGUAAAUUUGUUGAACUCCAAUUUGACAAGAAUGGGAGGAUAUCUGGGGCAGCUGUCAGAACUUAUCUGCUUGAAAGGUCUCGUGUUUGCCAAAUUUCUGAUCCUGAGAGGAACUACCAUUGCUUUUACCUUCUUUGUGCUGCACCACCUGAGGAGAUUGAGAGAUAUAAGUUGAGGAACCCAAAAUCUUUCCAUUAUUUAAACCAAUCAAAUUGCUAUGAGCUAGAUGGUAUAAAUGAUGCUCAUGAAUAUCUUGCAACCAGAAGAGCUAUGGACAUAGUUGGAAUAAGUGAGCAAGAACAGGAAGCCAUCUUCAGGGUUGUAGCAGCAAUUCUUCAUCUUGGUAAUAUUUGCUUUGCAAAGGGAAAGGAGAUAGAUUCCUCAGUGAUUAAGGAUGAACAGUCCAGAUUCCAUCUUAAUAUGACAGCUGAACUUCUUAGAUGUGAUGCCCAGAGCUUGGAAGAUGCCCUAAUUAAACGUGUAAUGGUGACCCCAGAAGAAGUUAUUACAAGAACUCUUGACCCUGUUAAUGCAGUUGGUAGCAGGGAUGCUUUGGCUAAAACGAUAUACUCUCGCUUAUUUGAUUGGAUUGUAGAUAAAAUUAAUGUUUCAAUUGGGCAGGAUCCAAACUCGAAGUCCUUAAUUGGAGUUCUUGAUAUCUAUGGAUUUGAAAGUUUUAAGUGCAACAGUUUUGAGCAGUUCUGCAUCAAUUUUACAAAUGAGAAACUGCAGCAGCACUUUAAUCAGCAUGUCUUUAAAAUGGAGCAGGAGGAGUAUACCAAAGAAGAGAUAAAUUGGAGCUACAUUGAGUUUGUUGACAACCAAGAUGUGUUGGAUUUAAUUGAGAAGAAACCUGGGGGCAUUAUUGCACUUCUAGAUGAAGCCUGCAUGUUUCCUAAGUCUACACACGAGACAUUUGCACAGAAAUUGUACCAGACAUUUAAAAAUAAUAAGCGGUUCAUUAAACCAAAGCUUUCUCGGACUGAUUUUACCAUAUCACACUAUGCAGGAGAGGUACCUUAUCAAGCUGAUCUGUUUUUGGACAAAAACAAAGAUUAUGUGGUGGCUGAACAUCAAGCUCUAUUGACUGCCUCAAAUUGCUCCUUCGUGGCCAGUCUAUUUCCUCCGCUUCCUGAGGAAUCGUCAAAGUCAUCAAAAUUUUCUUCCAUUGGAUCGCGCUUUAAGCUGCAACUUCAAUCCUUGAUGGAGACAUUAAAUGCCACAGAACCUCACUACAUCAGAUGUGUGAAGCCAAAUAAUGUCCUGAAGCCCGCUAUUUUUGAGAAUUUUAAUGUCAUCCAGCAAUUGCGUUGUGGUGGUGUUCUUGAGGCAAUCAGGAUCAGCUGUGCUGGAUAUCCUACAAGACGGACAUUUUAUGAAUUCCUUCUUCGUUUUGGUGUUCUUGCUCCAGAAGUCUUGGAGGGAAACUAUGAUGAUAAGGUUGCAUGUGAAAUGAUUCUUGAUAAAAAGGGCUUGAAAGGAUACCAGAUAGGGAAGACAAAGGUUUUCCUCAGAGCAGGUCAGAUGGCUGAAUUGGAUGCCAGAAGAGCAGAGGUGCUUGGAAAUGCAGCUAGAAUCAUUCAGCGACAAAUUCGUACUUAUAUUGCUCGCAAAGAGUUCAUCUCAUUACGCAAAGCUGCUAUUAAGUUGCAAUCUCAUUGCCGACGUAAAAUGGCAUGUAUACUGUAUGAGCAGUUAAGGCAGGAAGCUGCAGCUCUGAAUAUUCAGAAAAUGUUCCGCUGUUACCUGGCCAGGAACUGCUACUUGGAUGUACGUUCAUCUGCAAUCAUACUGCAGACAGGCUUAAGGGCAAUGACAGCACGUGAUGAAUUCCGAUUCAGGAAGCAAACUAGAGCUGCUGUCAUUAUACAGGCUAAUUGGCGUUGCCACAAGGCUUAUUCUUAUUACAAGAGUCUGCAGAAGGCUGCAAUUGUUUCCCAGUGUGGCUGGAGAUGUCGAGUCUCAAGAAGAGAGCUCAGAAAGCUAAAAAUGGCUGCAAGGGAUACUGGGGCUCUUAAAGAGGCAAAGGACAAACUGGAAAAACGUGUUGAGGAGCUUACAUGGCGUUUACAGCUUGAGAAGCGACUAAAGACUGAUCUUGAGGAGGCAAAAGCUCAAGAAAUUGCUAAGCUACAGGAAGCAUUGCAUGCAAUGCAAUUGCAAGUAGAAGAAGCUAACUCCAUGAUUGUCAAAGAACGAGAGGCAGCUCGGAAAGCUAUUGAGGAAGCUCCACCAGUCAUUAAGGAGACCCAUGUUAUAGUCCAAGACACUGAAAAGAUUGAUUCAUUAACGGCUGAAGUUGAAAGAUUGAAGGCUUCGCUGCUAUCGGAAGCUCAAACUGCGGAAGAGGCCAAACAAGCAUGUUCUCUUGCCCAGGCUAAAAAUGUGGAAUUGUCUGGGAAGCUUGAACAUGCUGAGAAGAAAGUGGAUCAGCUUCAAGAUUCAGUGCAAAGGCUCGAAGAGAAACUUUCUAACUUAGAAUCAGAGAAUCAAGUACUUCGUCAACAAGCACUGACUAUAUCACCGACUGGUAAAGCUUUAUCUGCACGAUCUAAGUCAACAAUCAUUCAGAGGACUCCAGAGAAUGGGAAUGUUUUAAAUGGUGAAGCAAGGAAAGCAUCGGAUUCAGUCCUUGCUGUAUCUUACCCAAGAGAACCUGAAAGUGAAGAAAAGCCACAGAAAUCUCUUAAUGAGAAACAGCAGGAGAAUCAAGAUCUGCUAAUAAAAUGUAUUUCACAAGAUCUAGGCUUCUCUGGAGGCAGGCCCAUUGCUGCUUGUCUGAUAUACAAAUGUCUUCUCCAUUGGAGGUCAUUUGAGGUUGAAAGAACCAGUGUUUUUGAUCGUAUUAUUCAAACAAUAGGUGCUGCAAUAGAGGUCCAGGAUAACAAUGACACAUUGUGCUAUUGGUUAUGUAACUCAUCCACUCUUCUAUUGCUCCUUCAACGCACACUUAAAGCAAGUGGCGCAGCUAGCUUGACUCCGCAACGGCGAAGAACAUCAUCAGCCUCUCUGUUUGGGAGGAUGUCUCAAGGGCUCCGAUCAUCUCCACAAAGCCCAGGUUUUUCACUUCUUAGUGGUCGAGUGCUUACUGGACUGGAUGACUUGCGACAAGUAGAAGCCAAAUAUCCAGCUUUGUUAUUUAAACAGCAACUUACAGCGUUCCUUGAGAAGAUAUAUGGAAUGAUAAGAGACAAUUUAAAAAAGGAAAUCUCCCCAUUGCUUGGAAUGUGUAUUCAGGCACCAAGGACAUCCCGGGUUAGUUUGGUAAAGGGACGCUCUCAUGCAAAUGCUGUUGCCCAACAAGCUUUGAUUGCUCAUUGGCAGAGCAUCGUGAAAAGCCUAAGUAGUUAUUUAAAGACAAUGAGAGCCAACUAUGUCCCACCAUUCCUUGUGCGGAAGGUCUUCACUCAGAUAUUUUCAUUCGUCAAUGUUCAGCUGUUCAACAGCCUUCUUUUGCGGCGUGAAUGUUGCUCAUUCAGCAAUGGAGAGUAUGUGAAAGCUGGGUUGGCAGAGUUAGAACAGUGGUGUCAUGAAGCUACUGAGGAGUAUGCAGGCUCAGCUUGGGAUGAGCUGAAACAUAUCAGACAAGCAGUUGGAUUCCUGGUCAUACAUCAAAAGCCUAAGAAGACUUUGAGAGAAAUUACAAAUGAUCUUUGCCCUGUGCUCAGCAUACAACAAUUGUACAGGAUUAGUACGAUGUACUGGGAUGACAAAUAUGGUACACACAGUGUCUCUUCUGAUGUUAUUUCAAGUAUGAGAGUUAUGAUGACUGAGGACUCAAAUAAUGCUGUCAGCAGUUCGUUCUUACUUGAUGAUGAUUCAAGUAUCCCGUUCACAGUUGAUGACAUUUCAAAGUCAAUGCAACAAAUAGAAAUUGCUGAUAUUGAUCCACCGCCUCCUAUUCGUGAAAACUCAGGCUUUACAUUUUUACUACAACGAGCAGAAUGAGUUUGAAUUGGAUAUAGUUUUCUUUCAACCCUCUUUUCCCUUCCAUGGUGCAUGGCUCUCCCUCCGAGAGGUACAUGCUGCAAAGUCUGUGCAUAUGUUCACAUGCUUCAUCAGCUCAAUGUGUAUUUUUAUUAUUUCAUUUCCCCAGGCUAGUAUUUUGUGUGUGUCUGGGCAUAUUCUUUUCAUUUAUUUUUCCUCUUUUUGGUUUUUUUCCUUCUUGAUCGGUGUGGGUAUUUCAUUUAGAGGUUUAGCACUUUUAGUAUCACAGAAGCAACAAUAGAAACAUGCUGUGGGUUCUAGCAUGUCAAUUGAGCAUGGGCUUCAUUUUGUAGUUUGUCGGUCCUUUGAAGCUUUGUAGCUACUUUUUUUGUUCAUUCCCGUAGCGCUUUGAUUGUAAUUUACAACGGACAAUGGUAGCCCGCAUUUUUUUAGGCCAUUUCUGUUGUAUAUCACAGCUGGUUGUGUAAAUGUAAAUUUUUAUUAUUCUUUCAAAAUGAAUGGGUUUGAUGACUGA